UCUCCAAGUGCGCACGGCGGCUGCUGCUGAGGGAACGACUCCUCCUGCCGUACCCAGGCGCGUCCUGAGCAUCCUGCGCUCUUGGGUGGAUUUUAAAAUCACUACUUAAGCCGGCAGGGGAACCCGUGUACGGUUCCUGACUGGACCUGCCGCGGGGACGAACAUAUUUAACACAAACCCGGGGAUUAUUGUUUGUUUUAAACAUGAAGAUGUGAUGGGUUUAUGAGCUGAGAGAGAGCGUGAGAGAGAGAGAGAAAAAAUAAAUAAAAGCUGGAACUCCGACACCGACAAAAGGUACGAGCGAGUGAGUUGUAAGAAGCAGAAGAAGAAAAAGAAGCCACUGGAGCAGCUGAAGAUAUGAGGCUAAAAAGGUUUUGAAAACAACCCAGCGAGCGUCAAGCUGUCCUGCUUGAAGACCCCACACGUCCUCGUGCAGUUGGGGCCUCGGCUCUCCGGCCAGGUCAAAGGUCACUCCGACCCUACCCUCCCCCUCCCCCUCCCCCUUCCCUACCAGAGCCAAGAUGGCCACCAGUGGUGCCCUGCGCAUCUCCUUGCAAGUCCUGCUGCCUGUGAUCACUCUGCUGCUAUCACUGCUGCUCACCGGCUCCAACGCCACACUACCACGCUUCACAAAAGUUCCCGUUGACCAGAUUGGUGUCUCGGGGGGUGUGGUCUCCUUUGUCUGCCAGGCAACAGGUGACCCCAAGCCAAAGGUUAGUUGGAACAAAAAAGGAAAGAAGGUGAACUCCCAGCGUAUAGAGACCAUAGAGUUUGACGAGGGUGCCGGUGCAGUUCUGAGAAUCCAGCCUCUCCGAGCGCCACGUGACGAGAACGUCUAUGAAUGCGUGGCUGAGAACAGCGAAGGCGAGAUUGUCACCAGCGCCAAGCUGUCCAUCAUCCGAGAGGACCUUCUUCCACCAGGCUUCCCUAACAUUGACAUGGGGCCUCAGCUCAAAGUAGUGGAGCGCACUCGAACAGCCACCAUGCUCUGCGCCGCCAGUGGCAACCCUGACCCGGAAAUCACUUGGUACAAAGACUUCCUGCCGAUUGACCCCACUGCAAGUAAUGGGCGAAUCAAACAGUUACGCUCAGAAACCUUUGUGGGUACCCCGAUUCGAGGUGCCUUGCAGAUCGAGAACAGCGAGGAGACGGACCAGGGGAAGUACGAGUGUGUGGCGUCUAACGUGGAAGGCGUGCGCUACUCGUCCCCUGCUAACCUUUAUGUGCGAGAGCUUCGAGAAGUCCGGCGGGUGCCUCCUCGCUUCUCCAUUCCACCAGCAAGUCAGGAAAUCAUGCCCGGUGGUAGCGUCAACAUAACGUGCGUGGCAGUGGGGUCGCCCAUGCCUUAUGUCAAAUGGAUGCUGAACGCUGAGGAUUUGACGCCAGAGGAUGAGAUGCCAGUGGGUAGAAACGUUCUUGAACUGAGCAACGUUCGUGAGUCAGCCAACUACACCUGUGUCGCCAUGAGCAGCCUUGGGAUUAUUGAAUCUAUGGCACAGAUCACUGUCAAAUCUCUCCCAAAGCCCCCAGGUACCCCCGUAGUUACGGAGACCACUGCCACCAGUGUGACCAUCACCUGGGACUCAGGAAACCCAGAUCCAGUGACAUACUAUAUCAUCCAAUAUAGGGCCAAGUCUCCAGACAGCAAAUAUGAAACUAUGGACGACAUCACCACUACACGUUACAGCAUUGGCGGCCUUUAUCCCAACACAGAGUAUGAAAUCCGUGUCUCAGCUGUCAACACAAUUGGCCAGGGUCCUCCUAGUGAGCCGGUAGAAACUCGGACUGGUGAACAAGCCCCGGCCAGUCCACCAAGAAACAUUAAGGCCCAGAUUCUUCCCCAAAAUACCAUGAUGGUUCAGUGGGAAGAGCCAGAGGAGCCCAAUGGGCAGAUUAAGGGCUACCGUGUUUAUUACACCAUGGAUAACUCCCAGCCCAUGAGCCUCUGGCAGAUCCAUAAUGUCCAGGACAGCCUCAUCACCACUAUCCAGAGCCUAGUUCCUCAAGAGACCUACACAAUCAAAGUUUUAGCAUUCACCUCUGUAGGGGAUGGACCUUUUUCAGAACCCAUCCAUGUCAAAGUACUGCAAGGAGUUCCAGGUCAACCAUCUAAAUUCCAGGUUGGUGCUGUGUCCGAUACCAGCAUUCAACUAACCUGGGAACCCGCCUAUGAGAAAGAGGGAAUUAUAAGUUAUGAACUUCGUUAUAUGGAAAGCACUUUUGGAGGCCAGAUGAAGAAAACAUUUGGACCCACAACAUCAUAUGUUGUGGAAGGUCUCCGUCCCAACACAGAGUAUCGCUUCUCCCUGGCAGCCAUCUCUAACAAAGGCAUCGGAGCCUUCACAAAUGACAUUACGCAGAAGACCUUGCAAGCGAAGCCCUCAGCUCCCCCUCAAGAAGUUAAGUGCAGCAGCACCAGCUCUACCACCCUGUUGGUAAGUUGGCGCCCCCCACCUUUGGAGAGUCAGAAUGGUGCCCUGGUGGGGUAUAGGGUGCGCUACCAGGUGGUGGGCCAGUCAGAAGGGGCCGGUGACAACGAGGAACCGCUGGAGGAGCCCAUGGUGCCUGCCACUGAGGAGCAGGUGUUGCUUCAGCGAUUAGAGAAGUGGACCCAGUACCGUGUCACGGUGUCUGCCUCCACUGUGAUUGGACCUGGCCCCGAGAGUGAGCCCCUCGUCUGUCGGACCGACGAAGAUGUUCCUGGGGCUCCUCCAAGACGGGUGGAGGUGGAGGUUAUCAACUCCACAGCAAUUAAGGUGAUGUGGCGUUCUCUUACGCCAGGCAAGCAGCACGGACAGAUCCGUGGCUACCAGGUUCAUUACGUGCGUGUGGAAAAUGGCGAGUCUCGAGGCCUGCCUCUCAUCAAGGAUGUCAUGCUGGCUGAUGCCCAGGAAAUGGUCAUUGGAGGACUCAAGCCAGAAACCACUUACUCCAUCACAGUGGCAGCAUACACCACCAAGGGGGAUGGUGCUCGGAGCAAACCCAAACUGGUGGUGACCAAAGGCGCAGUACCUGGUCCGCCCUAUCUGUCAGUGGCUCAGGACUCAGAGACAUCAGCCGUGGCUCGCUGGGAUCCUCCAGAUCUAACCAAUGGCAUGGACCUGCAGGGUUACCGGCUCCAGUUUGGCAGAAAAGAUGUCUCUCCUUUGGCCACACUGGAAUUUGCUCCCCAAGAGCGGCAGUACUCUGUGGGCAACAUUCACCGGGGGGCAAUUUAUCUCUUUAAGAUCUCUGCCAAGAGCAGGGGUGGCUUUGGGGAAGAGGCUGUGGUAGAAGUCAAUGUGCCUGAGAAUACGCCAGGGGGAUACCCUCAAAUUAACGAGGGCUCCAAUGUGACUUGCUGCUCAGUGCAGCUGUCCUGGUCUCCACCAGUCCUGGCAGAGAGGAAUGGGGUAAUCACAGAGUACACUUUGGCCUAUAAAGAAGCUGGCACCAGAGAAGCUCCACGGGAACUCCACUUACCCCCCAGCCUCUUCAGCUAUGUGCUCAACAGCCUCAAACCGAACUCGGCAUAUGACGUGAAAAUACGUGCACACACCAGUGUAGGUCCAGGGCCCUACAGCCCACCUAUCCAGUAUCGGACCGUGGCCUUUGAUCCAGCAGAUGUUCCAAAGAACUUCACUGUAAAGUGGGCCACCAAGUCCACAGUGGUCAUUGCUUGGAAGUUUUCUGAAAGCAGGUCCCCGUAUAAAUGCACUAUUGAGUAUAACCGCCAGAAGAUGGAUGUGGAUGCCAGGCAGCUGAAGGUGUUCGUCACUGGACUAAGACCUAACACCACCUAUGAGUUCACAGUGAUCUGUCAAGAAAGCAUAAAUGGUGGGCAAAGACAUCGGGUAAUAGCCAGGACAGCGCCGCUCAUGCUGAUCAGGAAACCCAAGUUGGACAUCUACAGUAACUCGGAUACCGCGCUCACCAUGUCCUUUCCAUCAUUUGACAGCAAGGAUGUCAAGAACUUCUAUGUAGUAGUGGUGCCGCUUAAGAAGACCCCAGGAACUGUUAAAGACUUGAAAAACCCUGAUGAGAUAGACAUAGAAGAGCUGUUGAGGGAGGUGAAUCCAAAGCGCCGUUCACGCCGUCAGCUGGACCAGAAGAAGCCCUACAUCAUAGCCUGCUUCAGGCAACUGCCCGCUAGCUUCACAGUAGGAUCUGAAAACCGCCACAGUAACUGUGAGAACAAGCCUCUCGAACCUGGCCAGGAGUAUGUCUUCUUCCUGCUGGUUGAACUCAAUGCCACUAGCGGGAAAAUGUUUGCAGCAAGCCCAUAUACCGACACGGUGGUGACUCCUGAGCUGGUCGUGGACCCUUUGCCAGUAGACGCUGGAGAUGGUCUCAUAUGGGUGUUGGGCCCCGUCCUGGCUGUUGUCUUCAUUAUCUGCAUCGUCAUCGCCAUUCUUCUGUAUAAAAACAAACCCGACAGCCACAAAAGAAAAGAGUCGGAGCCACGCACAAAAUGUCUGCUGAACAACGCAGACAUUACACCCCAUCACCCCACAGACCCCGUGGAGGUGAGGCGCAUCAACUUCCAAACUCCAGAUUCUGGUCUAAGCAGUCCUCAGAGUGAAGCAGAUUUUGACUAUGAAAGUAUGAUGAAUCAUCCUCCUAUCCCUAUCUCAGAGCUGGCUGAACACACAGAACUUCUCAAGGCCAACGACAACCUCAAACUCUCCCAGGAAUAUGAGUCUAUUGAUCCAGGCCAGCAGUUCACCUGGGAGCACUCCAACCUGGAGGUGAACAAGCCCAAGAAUCGUUACGCCAACGUCAUCGCCUACGACCACUCACGUGUCAUCCUGGCUCCCAUAGAGGGUAUAACAGGCAGCGAUUACAUCAACGCUAACUACAUUGAUGGCUACAGGAAGCAGAAUGCUUACAUUGCCACCCAAGGACCUUUACCAGAGACAUUUGGAGACUUCUGGAGGAUGGUGUGGGAACAGAGAGCAGCCACUAUUGUCAUGAUGACUCGGCUGGAAGAGAAGUCGCGGAUUAAGUGUGAUCAAUACUGGCCAAGUCGAGGUACAGAGACCUACGGUAUGACCCAAGUGACCCUUUUGGACACGAUAGAAUUGGCCACUUUCUGCGUGCGCACUUUCUCUUUGCACAAGAAUGGUUCGAGUGAGAAGCGGGAGGUUCGUCAGUUCCAGUUCACCGCCUGGCCUGACCACGGCGUACCAGAGUACCCAACCCCGUUCCUGGCCUUCCUCCGUAGGGUGAAGACUUGCAAUCCGCCUGACGCUGGACCAAUCAUUGCUCACUGCAGUGCGGGCGUAGGCCGGACGGGCUGCUUCAUCGUCAUCGACGCCAUGCUGGAGCGGAUCAAGCACGAGAAGACGGUCGACAUUUACGGCCAUGUGACACUUAUGCGAUCGCAGCGGAAUUACAUGGUGCAGACCGAAGACCAGUACAGCUUCAUUCAUGACGCACUGCUGGAGGCGGUGGCCUGCGGAAACACUGAGGUGGCUGCCCGGAGCCUGUAUUCUUACAUCCAGAAGCUUGCACAGGUGGAGAGCGGUGAGCACGUCACUGGCAUGGAGCUGGAGUUCAAGCGUUUGGCCAACUCCAAAGCCCACACGUCGCGCUUCAUCAGUGCCAACCUUCCCUGCAACAAGUUCAAAAAUCGGCUGGUUAACAUCAUGCCCUACGAGACCACUCGUGUUUGCCUGCAGCCAAUCAGAGGCCUGGAAGGAUCUGACUACAUCAAUGCCAGCUUUAUUGAUGGAUACAGGCAACAGAAAGCCUACAUUGCCACGCAGGGCCCUCUGGCGGAGACUACAGAAGACUUCUGGAGAAUGCUCUGGGAGAACAACUCCACUAUUGUAGUCAUGUUGACCAAACUUAGAGAGAUGGGACGGGAAAAAUGUCACCAGUACUGGCCUGCAGAGCGCUCUGCCAGGUAUCAGUACUUUGUGGUAGACCCCAUGGCAGAGUAUAACAUGCCUCAGUACAUCCUCCGAGAGUUCAAGGUCACAGACGCCAGGGAUGGCCAAUCCAGAACAGUAAGGCAGUUCCAGUUUACUGAUUGGCCAGAGCAAGGCGUGCCCAAAUCGGGGGAAGGAUUCAUUGAUUUUAUUGGCCAGGUGCAUAAAACCAAGGAGCAGUUUGGGCAGGAUGGCCCAAUCUCUGUCCACUGCAGUGCUGGCGUGGGCAGGACCGGAGUCUUUAUCACCCUUAGCAUCGUCCUGGAAAGGAUGCGUUAUGAAGGUGUGGUUGAUAUCUUCCAAACGGUGAAGAUGCUCCGAACACAGAGGCCAGCUAUGGUCCAAACUGAGGAUGAGUAUCAAUUCUGCUAUCACGCAGCUCUGGAGUACUUAGGAAGCUUUGAUCACUAUGCAACGUAAAAAGCCAUCUCCCCCCCUCCCCCUCCUCUGAAUCCUGUUGCCCCCCCACCCCCACCUCAACAGCCUCUUGAGCCAUAGGAACUAAAAUUUAAAACGACAGCAAACAACCACAUCGCCACCGCCAAUUCAGCCACAUCAACCAGGAUCUCCUAGAUUUUUUUUUUUUUAAGACAACACCCGGUCCAACCAGUUCAGAGUCCAAUUUGACUUUUCAAAUAUGCCACAAGGAAACACAAGAAAAUUGUCCAUCAUCUCAAGAAAAGAAGAUCCUCGGCAGGGGAGGAACCAGAUGCUGUGGCUCAAGAUGUGGGGCGGGUUUUGAUCAAAGUGUCAGACUGCUUACCUUACCUCAAGUGUUUCAAUGUGGAGGACAUUGUAAACAUUCGUGGACGUUUCUCUUCUCAAAAAAUAUCUUCGUGACACAACAGUAACAAGCGACAGAUGACGAAGGAAAAGGAAGGCAAAAAAAAUACAAAUAAAAAUCUAAAAAACACUGAGAAGCAGAUGGAUGUAGCCAAGACUUGGUGACUAUCUUGUUUUUUGAUAUGCUCGGGUGUAAAAGGGGUUCAAGUAUUUCCAUCAACACAGUGUGUGAGUAAUAUUGUGAGAAAUGAAGAAACUGGUUGCCUGCAUAAAAGAUUUAUCAAGCUGUACAAAAAAAGUGAAACAAAAUAAACAGAAAAGGACAAGUUCACUCACAUUCGGCACCAAAUCCUUCAAGAAAACCUAAAGUUUUUACAGUAUUUUGUGUGGGAUAACACUCGACUAUUAAAGCGACUUCUUCUCGAGCACUAAGAGCUAAAAGAAGACACUUUUUGGUUUUCUUACAGUUGUGAGGAUGAAAACAGCGACACAUUUCUUAAAAUGUGCUAAUUGCAUCAGUUGUGAAUUCGUGUGAAAUCAGUAUCCUCAGCCAGGUAAUCGCAGGAAUGUUGCAACACGCCAGUAUAUUAACAGUGCAAAGAUCAGUCACCGGAUAAAAGUCUCGCCUGCUGCACGAAGCUUCCGCCGCGUCGUCUUGCGUGCAGCCAAGGUGAGACAAGCGGCAGCCGUGUCCCGUGAUUUUUCUUUCUUUCUUCUGUUUUUUAACAAUCGCUCCUGUCUUUGGAACCACUACAUUGUGGGGCUGCGGUUUCAACAUCCACGGUUUUGAACAAGAGAUAAACCUGGUGGGGGGGGAAAGCUUUGGAACAAAAAUGGAACAACCAAACAAGGAUUGCCGCAAAAGUGAGGGCUCUCUUUGUGUACAGUGACCAACGCUCAUCGUCAUCCUCCAGAACUUUGUCUAAUGAGGAAUUAUCUCGUUUUUCUCGGUUUUUUUUAUUAUUAUGAUUUUCUGUCAAAACCAAACAUGCUGCUUAUCUCGUGUACGCUGUACGUGUGACUUUGGAAGGAGAGGAAACUGAUGAAUCAAAGAUGCCAUCUCUGAUAACUGGCAUGACUGAAAGCGCAUCCACUUGACGUCAUCGUCCACGCCUCCUUUUCCCCUCCCUCUCGCCCAGCCUCCUCUAUAAUCAUCUAUAUCAUUGUAUAAGACGCUCAAGUGGCAAAGGCCUGCUGCAGUUACCAAGCUGCACAUUAAUGUGGUUGAAAAAUUGGCCUUUAGUUCCACUGUUUGUGUGUUUUGGUGACAGGUGGAUACAUUUAAACAAAAAAAAACAAAAAACAGAUGCUUUGGUAUUUGCCCUCCGUUUUCAAGGUGAUGUCUCUGUGGGUGACACAGCCAGACCAAGGAGCCAUGAUGGAUCUCGACGCUGUGACGCGUUCCUGAAACUCUCCAGUACAAGUUACUUGCACAUCCCCAAACGAAAAAAAGAUUAACUUUAAACGUAUUACCCCCGCCAACCCCUCCCUACUCUCCCCGAACAACUGCAGGUCGACACACUAGUGUAUGUUGUGAUUUAAAAAGAAAAAUCAAGCUUUUGAGAUCACCGGGUUUUCAUUUCGAGAACAGCGCUUUGGUAUACGCGAGCGUUACGGAUCCCGCGCAGGUUUCCGAUGGGUGUGCACAAAAGCCGGAGCGAUGGACAGAACUGUGUGUAAUCUUUUCUUAUUUCCAAAAAAGCCUUAUUGUUAUUGUAACAUUACGAAAACAUUAAUGUUGUAUUAUGACGACUUAUUUUACACUACAUAGUUGACUUUUUAUUAUGUUUUUGGUUGUUUUGUUUUUUUCAGUUUAGUUUUCUAACAGAUGUUGUAUCAUUUUUUAAAAUUAGCAGGAAAAGAGAAAAGCUUAUCUGUUCAUAUUAUGUUUAAAGACAUUCUAUUUUUUCACUGUAGAAAUGUUAAGUAUAACAUGGCUGUGUGCUUGUGCGCAUACAUGUAUGCAUUCAUGUGUACUGCGCACUCACACAUUCAUAUAUAUUUAAAUGCAGAAUAUGAAGAUAUAUCCAAACCUUAGUAUGAAUUAUAUGUUUCUCCUCAUCAUCUUUUUUGUUUUUUAAACAUGUCAGUUCUCAUGCUUGAAAAUAUGAUUUUAUUUCAUUUUGUUUUUCUUUGUGUGUGUGGUUUUUUUUAAUAUAUACAUACAUAUAUAUAUAUAUAUAAAUAUAUAAUCUUAGAGACCUUGUGUGUUUCUUAAUGGAAGCUGAGGGAAGCACUAUGCCUGAAUCCUCUGCCUCCACUCACCAUUGCUCUUCUACCUGAGGGUAGAACCUGUGCCGAUGAGGAGAUGCCAUUUUUUAUUUCUAUUUUUUACUUUUUUGUCGUUUUUUCUUUUUCUUUUGAGCAACUGUUGAUGAAGCGAUCUACAAAAUAUCAAUCAAAUAUUUCAAAACUGACGAUUUUUUUCUUACCUAUAUAGGACCAACUUGACGAACUGUAUCUUGUAUGAUCAUGGUCAGGCUAUGACCCUCGCAGUUUAAGAAAAUCCUCUUCAAGUUCUCUUUUCUUUUUUAAAUUUUUCAGACAUAAUGUGGCCAUUCAUUUUGUUAGAUAUCCACUAUGAUCUAGAGUAUACCUGUAAAUAAACAAAUAUAUAGAUUAUAUGUAUUUGUAUCAUUUGACCUUCAAGAUCUCAUACUUUAGGUGGGGACAGAAAUACAAAAAUCAAAGUCCUUCUCACAUCCUGGUGGUUGUAGAGCCUGCUUUCUGAAACCUCUCUUCUCCAGUCCUUCCUCCCUGGUCUUUAAUUACCACUCACUUUUCUUCUGACUUUAAUUUCCCCUGCUAGCAUUUGAAAUGGGAAACAUGCCAGCCUCUGUUCUCAUACCUAUAGCCUCAAACAGAGCACGAAAUCAGCACCAGUGAUCUGCUGGUAUAAUUUGACCAAGCCUGGGAGGUUAGUUCUUUCUGUCAACUAUUUGAAUUGCUAAUCAAUCAUUAUUUCAAGGACCUGUUACAUUCUUAUUCUAGGUGUAAGACAGAGUGGAGCAACUAAAGGGUGUUUUUGAAAAAGAAAUAUUGUCUUAAAAUAAUUCUCAAACAAAGGAUUAAUCACAAAGGUGUAAAUUCUUAAAGCCACAGCUACGGUAAAAACGCUGGAGGCAUCCUUCAUUCCUUAACACUUUCCACAAAACCCCCAGAAGAUGUGCAACUGUUUAACUCCCUAAAAUGCCAAGGUGUUAAUCCAUAAAUAUAUCAUUAGCUGAGGAGCAAAUACAGCUAUGUUAAAGGCCAGACAUGGUUCAGUUCCAACAUGACACGUUGAUUUAUUGUCUCCCCGGUGCAUUUUUUUUAAGCCUGGAACAGAACCAUACUGCUUUUUUCUUUGGUUUUUGUUUUUGUCUUUGACCAUGCUUCAUUUUGGGAUGCAGAAAGAAAUCAGGACUCAGUGAAAGAUAGCAGAGUGAUGCAACCAAGGAAAGACUGAGACAACCAAAAACGUGCUGCAAAUUCACAUUUCCAGCAUGUCAUUUCUGAACAGUGGGAACCUUGAGAUGUUUCAUAAUGAACUCAAAGCCUAAGAUGAAAGACUCUGGAAUUCAGUGAGGCUGAUGAGAAAGGGCCCAGGCCAAAACUGAAACCAUGGAAGUCUUUCAAAGCUUGUGCAAUGUGUUACGUUUUUUUUUUUUUUGACUUAAUGUGAAGAUGUUAGGCUUUUGAAAACAAACCGCCAAAUUUGCAGGAGUAUGUUGAAUAUUUCAGGGGAAGAGGGGAAAUAACAAAAGAUGAACCCUAACUUAAUCAAUUAAUCAAAAUAACAGAACGUAUACAGUACGACAAAUUGGAAAAAAUAAAAAACAACCCAAAUUCAGAAAAAUACUUUUUUUGUAUGAGGGCCAAGUGCUAUCACUUUCAAACUGUUACUUCUAACUGAAACAAUAAUUGGUUUAAAGCCACUGUGUAUGUAGAUAUGUUGACUUUGUAUUAAAGAAAUGUUGUCUGAAAA
This is a messenger RNA of Maylandia zebra (zebra mbuna), 10662 nucleotides long. Lineage: Eukaryota; Metazoa; Chordata; Actinopteri; Cichliformes; Cichlidae. The record is from RefSeq and is a predicted model, not a curated record.